UGGCUGCUCACCUUUAGAGAUGAUGUCAUCUGUUUGGGGAGCGCACCGGGCUUUGUGGGAGAACAAAACAUUUCCUCUCAUUCAAUGGAUAGAGUUUACUCAAAUAAACAUUCUGAUCUGCAAAUCAGGCACCCAAUAGAUCUCUAUAAUUUUUAAGUAAUAAUUUAAUUAAUUGGAUUUAGUUGCGUGCAGUCAAACUUACAAAAUCAAAAUAAACUAUACCAAGGCCUACUUUUUAUUUUAUUUUAUUUUGGUACUGCAUAGGCCUAAAUACAACAUUGGCUACUUCUCGGAGGUGUACCACUCAGUUGUUUCAAGGUAGACACUGGAUAGUUUGCGCCCUCAUGCAAAUGAACGCUCAUCUGGCUAUUGCACAUGCCUUAAGAUCUUAAUACUCACGAACUUCUGAUGUUAACAUCUCACACAUGCAAGCACUUAGGGAAGAUACUCUUUCUGAAUAUUUGGCACCUGCGUUUCACACUCUGGAGUGAACUCAGGUGUUCUGUUGUUCUUCAACAGAUGACACCAGCCCCUCAGAUACAAAUAGGCCCACCUCACUGCAGUGAAGAUUCUCCUUUGAACACAUCAUCAUGAAGUCUACACUAAGAAUAAAUCUGAGAAUUAUGAUGUUAUUAUGUUUUGUCUCUAAAUCAGCUCUGGUCCCUCAGAAAGGGGAGCUGGUUGAGAGUACAGCAAUAUUACCAGGUGACCAGGCAAGUGCCCUAUGAUAACUGGAACAAUGAGUUUGAAGUUUUCAUGGUCGCUGCCUCUUGGUGACCAGAUUAUUAUGGCUCUUGAAGAUGCCAGUCUGAUCCAGAUGAAUGUGGACUUGAGCACAGGAAACCUCAGUGUCCAGAGGAGGAGAAAAAUCCUCAGUCCAGUCAGGGUCUCAGUGAAGAUACUCAGAGCUCACACAGACUCAGUCACAGCCACUCGCUUCUGCCUCAGUGACACACACUUUGUAAGCUGCUCCUCCGACUGCACCGCUUGCCUCUGGGAGGUAGAGAGCUGUCGUCCUGUCAGAGAUUUCACUGGAGGCCAUGAAAGAACCAUAACAGAGUGUGCCAUGAUCCCAGACACCAACAGGAUGGUCACAGUCUUCUGGGAUAAGAAGACGGUGUCCUGGGACAUGGAGACAGGAUAGAUGCCGUGAAAGUGUCAUCAGCCCGGCCUCUUCACCUCCUGCUCCUCCUCGGCUGAUGGGAGACUCCUUUUUUGUGCCUCUCUUCCUCAGAACGGUCUUUACAUCAGUGACACCGCCAGCAGUCAGACCGUGCAUCACAUCUCAAGUUUUCACAAAACCACAAUAUCUCACUGCCAGUUCGACCCAGAGAGCAAAUGCAUCAUCAGCAUCUCUGCCGACCGCUGCAUCAAACUGUGGGACUUGCACAGUCACAAGACCACCAUGUCCAUCGACAGUAACCACUCCAACGCCAUCUCGGACUUCUGCUCCACCUCAAACUCUCACUUCUUGUGCAGUGCAUUAUGGGACAAGACCCUGAAGCUGUGGGACCAGCUCCACAGGGGGACAUGUCUUCAGAGAGGACAUGAGGGCAGUGUCAGCUUCUGUCGCUUCUCCAAUGACAGUCAGAAUCAAGGAGGGUUCUACUCGCAUUAA
Messenger RNA from Boleophthalmus pectinirostris (great blue-spotted mudskipper), 1618 nucleotides. It is a transcript of the gene ciroz, whose product is annotated as chromosome unknown C1orf127 homolog. Lineage: Eukaryota; Metazoa; Chordata; Actinopteri; Gobiiformes; Gobiidae. The record is from RefSeq and is a predicted model, not a curated record. Gene Ontology annotation, molecular function: protein binding.